AUGAGUCAUGAGGUUCUAGAAAAGGCAGAAGUGCAACAGCUGUUGAACGAGCUGUUCAACUUUGCAGACAACAGCUUUGUUCAAAGCGGUGAUCGGGUGCAGCCCUUCAAGCUGGGGCAACCAGCUCCUAAGAUUGGAGACGUUGACCGGUGCGCGGUGUACAUAUCGCUGGCACCUGGCAUGGAGAAUCCCGCGGGGGUAGACCCGCCAGAGGACGACAUUGCUCGGUGUGCUCGAUACACCAGCAGCGAAGAGAAGCAGAACGAUCCCGCCCCGACCACCGAAGAGAGAGUGGCGGGGAAAAGGCCGCUGACAGCAGACCCCUCCCCUGCAGAAGCGCUGCCGGCAGAGAGCAGCCAGGCGUCGAAGUGCCGUCGGCUUGUCUGGAUCACCGACGACGACGACGAGGAGGAGGAGGCCGCGCCUUCUUUGGUCCGGAGGCCACACAGUCGUCCGGACGUUGCGCCGGUCACCACUGGUCAGGUGACCAGCGACCCGCCUGCACCGCACGCCGAGCCGACGCGCGUCGUAGAGAUGGGGACCGCGUCAUCGGACGCCGACCCUGACCACAUUGCUGGCCAGAGGGCGGCCGAGCCUGUUGCCGCCGUUGGGGACGUCGCGCCACAGAGCACCGAGCAGCCCGCGGCGACGAUCGUGGCUGAGAGCGUCGAGGAGCAUCCAGUCCCUACGAGGAACGAGGAAUCUGCGAGGACGCCUUCUCCGAGCAACGUUGUGGAGGAGGAGAGCAGAGCCCCAACUCUUCCACCAACUGAAGAAAGGGGAGUCCCAACCCCGCCCCGAGCAGGGCCCUCUUCGCCUGUAGGGUCCCCUGGACUGGGUUAG
Molecule: messenger RNA, 843 nt
Organism: Sorghum bicolor (sorghum)
Lineage: Eukaryota; Viridiplantae; Streptophyta; Magnoliopsida; Poales; Poaceae
Product: fibrous sheath CABYR-binding protein-like
Exons: 3
Coding region: 1-843 (280 amino acids)
Source: RefSeq, a predicted model, not a curated record